GUGCAUAAAUACACUGCGAAUAGCCUCAUAUAGACAGAUAGCAAGCCUUUCUUGUCUAGGGCUCCUGCUAAAAUGCGUCUCUCACAGCGGGCAUCUACUCAAAGCGGCAUCAGCCGUCGCUCCACCGCGAGCAUCAGGGCGCAGGCUGUGUGGAGCUUCUCUGAAGACGGAUGUUGCUAAAAUUGCGGUACUUGGAGCCUCAGGCUACACUGGGGCCGAGGUAGUGCGGCUUACCGCGCUACACCCGAACAUCAGGGUUACCGUGCUGACCGGCGACAAGCAGGCCGGCAAGAACUUCUCGGACGUGUUCCCGCACCUCAUCACCGCCACCAAUGUACCCAAGCUGGUUAAGAUUGAUGACGUGGACUUUGGGGACGUGGACGCCGCCUUCUGCUGCCUGCCGCACGCCACCACGCAGGAGAUCAUCAAGAAGCUGCCCUCCUCGCUCAAGGUGGUGGACCUGUCCGCGGACUUCCGGCUGCGGGACCCGGAGGUGUACGCGGAGUGGUACGGCCACGCCCACGCCGCCGUGGAUCUGCAGAAGGAGGCUGUGUACGGGCUGACGGAGGUGUACCGGGAGCAGGUGAAGGGCGCGCGGCUGCUGGCCAACCCCGGCUGCUACCCCACCUGCUCGCAGCUGCCGCUCUACCCGCUGGUCAAGGCCGGUCUGGUGUUGCCGGAGGACAUCCUCAUUGACGCCAAGUCGGGUGUGUCCGGCGCGGGCCGCAGCGCCAAGGAGUCCAACCUGUACUGCGAGAUCGCGGAGGGCAUCAACAGCUACUCGGUGGGCUCGCACCGGCACAUGCCGGAGAUCGAGCAGGGGCUGAGCGAGGCGGCGGGGCAGCCGGUGCGCGUGUCCUUCACGCCACACCUCAUCAACAUGAGCAGGGGCAUGCAGUGCACCAUGUACGUCAAGACCGCCCCGGGGGUCACUGCUGACGACCUGCGCGCGCACCUGGCCUCCACCUACGCCUCCGAGCCCUUUGUCCGCGUGCUGGCCAAGGGCGUGGUGCCGCACACGCGUCACGUGCGCGGCAGCAACUUCUGCCUCAUGAACGUCUUCCCCGACCGCCUGCCGGGCCGUGCCGUGGUGAUCUCCGUGAUUGACAACCUGGUCAAGGGCGCAAGCGGGCAGGGGCUGCAGAACCUGAACCUCAUGAUGGGCUGGGAGGAGACCACUGCGCUGUCGCAGCUGGCCAUGUUCCCUUAAGGGGCGGGGACUUGGCGGCGUUGGGGCCAUGUUUCCUUUCUUGGGGAGAAGGGCAGCUGCGAGGGAUGUGUGAGGGGAAGGUGAUAUGAAGCGGGCUUGGGGCGCGGGGGUCGUAGGGGACGUGAUAUACGGGACCGUGCAGUGGAGGGGGCGCUUGCUAGGGGUCGGACAGGAGGAAAGGCGGGAGGGGUACCGUAGGUAGUUGCGGUUGUACGGCAGUGGGCGUCGGAGUGCUCGGGGAUACCGUAUCCAGCUAGGCUGUGGUGGAGAGUCGGAGAUUUGGAUGGCUCUGGUAGGAGGUAUGUCAGCCAGCAAGUUGACAAUUGAAGAGAGGCGUUGGAUGUUCGAAGGAUAGGAGGGUUGUCCAUCUCUUGGGGACGGGCGGCAAGCUUCCCGACAGGGAGGGACCAUCGGGCAGAUAUCGAACAUGAAGUACGGUAUAUGGUCGAUUUCUGCAGGACGAUAAUAAUGCAGGUUUCCGGGUUUUGUCACUCUGGCACUGCUGCGUUGCGGGACAUGCGUUGCGUUCAUACCUUUGGUGCUUUUGAGCCGCCCCAAAGCCCCUGGUGCAACAGCCAGGGCGGGGAGGCUGCUUGGAGGCUGCCUUCAUGAGGCGCUCCGUGUUGUUCAAUGGUACCUGUACAUGGCCUUUGGGAGGCCUACCUUUCGGGUCUGAUUUCUGGGGUCUGAUUGAUUUCGGGUUGCCAGACGCUCGGAUUGUCUCAGGAUGCUGCGGCUGCGGCUGCUGGCAUUGUUCAGAUGAAGCGAGUAGUAGGGCGGUAUCCUGCUGACAUACGCCGAGGUCAGCCAUGGCCUCAGUUUUCGCCUGGAGGAGGCCCUGUUGUCUGACAGAGGCAGGGGCGCUCUAUGGUUUUGCCUGAGAGGGCGGUUAGAGGUGGCAUAAUACCGGCAAUAAGAAGCUUCUGGAUGUUGCUUAAUAGGUGCAUCAUGCGCGGUAUCUCUUGCAUAUGAGGAGACAAUAUCCAUUUGGGGAUCGAUUUUUUUGUUUGUGUACCUUGGGCUCAUGUGUAUCAUGGGCCUGCCCAUGCCCCUUCCCGCGUGGCUGGGAAGUGUGGUGCAAAGGAAGGUCCUACGGGGAUAACAGGAAUUU
Astrephomene gubernaculifera is the source of this 2321-nucleotide messenger RNA. The record is from the annotation of a GenBank genome assembly. NCBI's taxonomy places the organism in Eukaryota, Viridiplantae, Chlorophyta, Chlorophyceae, Chlamydomonadales, Astrephomenaceae.